Solanum tuberosum (potato) is the source of this 1300-nucleotide messenger RNA. RefSeq names its product putative RING-H2 finger protein ATL21A. Gene Ontology annotation, molecular function: polysaccharide binding. The transcript is spliced from 2 exons. The record is from RefSeq and is a predicted model, not a curated record. NCBI's taxonomy places the organism in Eukaryota, Viridiplantae, Streptophyta, Magnoliopsida, Solanales, Solanaceae. The coding region runs from base 263 to 1147 and encodes 294 amino acids.
AUUUUGUUGUUUACCAAUCUAUUUAGUUUGAGUUAGUAUUUUUAGGGCUUGACAGAGAGAGGAAAGUUAAUUACAUAAUUUAUCACAUAAAUGUAAAAUAAACUUUGGUCCAAGUCUUUGUGUCUUGUUUUGCUUGAGAAGACCAAACAUUUAUAAAUAUGACAAUAAAAGAGAUAUAAACUAUGUUAAAUUAAUUAAUCAUUAGUGUCUAGUUAACUUCCUUAAAAAAAUUCUCUAAACAAAAAAGUCAAAAUCUCCAGAGAUGAGACCUAUGAGCAUUAUGAGUCUCUUCUUCUUUCUUUUUUCUCAUCAUUGUUUCCUUGGUAACACUCAAAAUUUCUCUUCAAACAUUUCCAUUUGUGGGAAUCUCACCAUUCAAUACCCUUUCAUAUUACAAUCCCAAAACACUCAACAAAAUCCAAACUUUUCCCUAAGGUGUACUGAUCAAGGCAAUACACUACUCAAUAUUCCAUUUUCAGGAGAUUAUAUUGUGCAAGAAAUCAACUAUUCCACUAAAGAACUAAAACUCCAAAAUCCCUCUAUUUUUCUUUCAAGAAAGCUUCUACAUUUAAACCUUUUUUCUUCUCCGUUUUCGGCUUCUUCACAGAAUUAUACCUUCUCCUUGUUAUCUCAUUUUCAUGGAGAUGUUCGACUAUCAUGGGAUGUUCAUCUUGAUAGUAACAAGACAAGCACAGAAGCCAGCAAUUCCAAUGCUCCAACUCCAAGAACAGGUGGGACUUCACGUAAAGAAAUAAUGUUGAUCAUUUUCGUGGGUGUGUCCCUCAUUUUACCAUCCAUCCUUUGUUUAAUCUGCGUUUCAUGCCGAGUUUUUCUCGAACUAAACCACCGCCGCCAAGUGGCUGCUGCUACAGCCUCUUUGCCGAGCUUAGCACCAAUGCCAAUGAUUGUGAUAGAAGGGCUUGAUGAAUCCACGAUUCAGUCCUAUCCCAAAGUGGUUCUUGGUGAAAGCCAGCGAAUAUCGGGAAUAAACGUUAUGAUUUGCGCAAUAUGCUUGGGUGAGUAUAUUGCAGGAGAAACACUGAGAUGCAUACCUGAAUGUGAACAUUGCUUCCAUGUUGAAUGUGUUGAUAAGUGGUUGAAGAUAAAUAGCAGUUGCCCUGUUUGCAGAAAUUCUCUCCAUUCAUGAACUUCACCAGGUGCUUUAUAGUAUCUUCAGUGACUUUAUGCACAAUAGAUUAUACCUGUUUUGAAUUAUUGCCUAAAUCUUAACAUGAUUGUGUAUAUAACUAAAGACGAUCGAAAGGGAAAUGUAAGAUCUCAAGAUUCUUGGUUUGGUUCA